Molecule: messenger RNA, 684 nt
Organism: Leishmania mexicana MHOM/GT/2001/U1103
Lineage: Eukaryota; Euglenozoa; Kinetoplastea; Trypanosomatida; Trypanosomatidae
Exons: 1
Coding region: 1-684 (227 amino acids)
Source: RefSeq, a predicted model, not a curated record
AUGGGCGGCAAGGCGUCAAAGGCGGGGACGGCGCUCACCCCUGAAGCGGUAGAUGCCUUGUACAGAGAGGCGUACGCUGCUGGCGCGGCCGACGCUGAUAUGUAUCACACAUCACAACGCGAGGUGAUGCGACAACAGGAUGCGAUGGCAGGUAUUGGUGCGUGCAUGCUCAGUGCUUGGGUGGCAUACGUGUACGGCCGUACGACGGGCGUGCAAGCGGCAGAGGAGGCGGCGGCGCUGCGCCUUGAUGCGCAGCAGCAGAUGCUUGACAGGACAAGCAAGGACCUGGCACAGAGGGUGGAAGAGAACCGUAGCCUCAUUACCGUGCGGCAAGAGCAGGGUGUCAUGAUCGCACAGCAGCGCGACGAGCUGCAGCGUGCAGCGCAGCAGCGCCGCGGUAUGCAGCGGUCAAUGAACGCACUGCGGCAGCGCAACGCAUCUGUGCAGCGACAGAUGCGAAGCCUGAAGUCCUCACUGAGCGCUAUUCAGCUGCAGAUGUACGUCGGCAUGGCUGGCGCCGCCCUCGUCCUGCUUGCGGUAGUGUGGUCGACACGACCACUGCGCAAGGGACACUGGUCAUUCCUUCCCGUCCCAGCUUCGGUGGGCGAAGAGAGAGCGAUAGCGGCAUCAGCGCCGGUGGCUGUGGUGGAGGCCGUGGAGGUCAAGGAGCAGGCAGAGUCGUAG